UCUCGCGCCAUCUUGGCCGCCGGCUUGUCCACGAGCGCAGCACGUUGUGUGGCAUAAGGGAAGUUUAAUUCUGUAAUAACGCGUAAUAGCGCGUUAUAGCACGUCUGCUCACGUCUUACCGGACACUGGGAGGCGGUUAGGGUGACUCGUCUCUGGUGUUCAGCGAGGCCCGGAGCGCCCCUCUUCUGCUCCCAGCUGUCGGACGUCCUCCCGCAUUCGCCGCCAGCGCCAUGGCCGACAAAAACACCAGAAUUGCAAUCGUCAACCACGACAAGUGCAAACCUAAGAAAUGCAGACAGGAGUGUAAGAAAAGCUGUCCUGUGGUGCGAAUGGGUAAGCUUUGUAUUGAAGUGACGCCGCAGAGCAAGAUUGUGUGGAUCUCGGAAUCUCUCUGUAUAGGAUGCGGUAUCUGCAUCAAGAAAUGUCCAUUUGGGGCUCUGUCCAUCGUAAACCUGCCAAGUAACCUGGAGAAGGAAACCACACACAGAUACUGUGCCAACUCCUUUAAACUGCACAGGUUGCCCAUCCCUCGUCCUGGAGAGGUGCUGGGGUUGGUGGGCACUAAUGGCAUCGGCAAGUCCACUGCUCUGAAAAUCCUGGCAGGAAAACAGAAACCCAACCUGGGCAAAUACGAUGCUCCCCCUGAUUGGCAGGAAAUCCUGGCCUAUUUCAGAGGCUCCGAGCUGCAGAACUAUUUCACCAAGAUCCUGGAGGACGACCUGAAGGCCAUCGUUAAACCGCAGUACGUUGACCAGAUCCCCAAAACCGUCAAGGGGUCAGUAGGGGCCAUUCUGGGCAGGAAGGACGACACUAAGACAGAAGAGCUAGUGUGUGAGCAGCUAGAUCUGCUGCACCUGCGAGAUCGGAACGUGGAGGACCUUUCUGGCGGAGAGCUGCAGAGAUUUGCCUGUGCAGUGGUCUGCAUCCAGAGAGCAGACAUUUUCAUGUUCGACGAGCCGUCCAGCUAUCUGGACGUGAGGCAGAGACUGAGAGCUGCCAUCACCAUCCGCUCCCUCAUCUCGCCCGACCGGUACAUCAUCGUGGUUGAGCACGAUCUGAGCGUGCUGGAUUACCUGUCCGACUUCAUCUGCUGUCUGUACGGAGUGCCCAGUGCGUAUGGGGUCGUCACCAUGCCCUUCAGUGUCCGGGAAGGUAUAAACAUCUUUCUGGACGGCUACGUCCCCACAGAGAACCUGCGCUUCCGCGAGACCUCGCUGGUGUUCAAGGUGGCGGAGACGGCAGCAGAGGAGGAAGUGAAGAAGAUGUGCCGUUACCAGUACCCCGACAUGACGAAGAGCAUGGGCGACUUCAGCCUGCGCAUCACCGGGGGAGAGUUCACAGACUCGGAGAUCAUGGUUAUGCUGGGAGAGAACGGAACCGGGAAGACCACGUUUAUCCGAAUGCUUGCAGGUGGCCUGAAACCUGAUGGAGGAGGUGAUGUGCCAAUUCUGAAUGUGAGCUAUAAACCUCAGAAGAUCAGCCCCAAGUUUAAAGGCAGCGUCCGUGCACUGCUGCAUGAGAAGAUCAGAGACGCAUACACGCACCCCCAGUUCGUCACUGAUGUCAUGAAGCCCAUGCAGAUAGAGAGCAUCAUUGACCAGGACGUUCAGAACCUGUCUGGUGGUGAGCUGCAACGUGUUGCCUUAGCCCUGUGCUUGGGCAAACCGGCUGACGUUUACCUGAUCGACGAGCCGUCAGCCUACCUGGACUCCGAGCAGCGUCUCAUGGCUGCUAGAGUGAUCAAAAGGUUCAUUCUCCAUGCGAAGAAGACGGCGUUCGUGGUGGAGCAUGACUUCAUCAUGGCCACGUACCUGGCCGACCGAGUCAUUGUGUUUGACGGGAUUCCCUCCAAGAACACCCGCGCUAAUUCGCCGCAGACUCUGUUGGCAGGCAUGAACAAGUUCCUGGCACAGCUGGAGAUCACAUUCAGGAGAGACCCCAACAACUUCAGACCAAGAAUCAACAAGCUCAACUCCAUUAAAGAUGUGGAACAAAAGAAAGGUGGAAACUAUUUCUUCCUAGAUGACUGAAGAGCACCAAAAAAACAAGUUUUCAAACUGAUCUCAUUUCAUUGCACCGCAAGUCUCCCAGUGUUUGACAUCAUCAAGGAAGAGGAAGCACUAAGACUGUUUGUUUAUUUUGAACACUGACAGACACAUCAAAACCACCAAUUAUUUUGAGUAACCCUCCUCUACCUGCCGCCUUCUCGUCACUGCUUGUCCUCAAACAGGCAGAAAGGGCAAACAGGAAUGUGGUUGGAGUGGCAGCCAUUUUGUUUCUGCCGAGAGAGCUUUCUCAAUGGGACCUAGAAAAACCUGUUUCUGGGUGAGGAGCCAUUCUGUUUAACACGGUUGUGUUUUUAUUGGACACACAGUGCUGUAACAGAGUAUGAGCAAAAAAUGGCAAACAAAAUUUGAAUGAAACAUUUUACUCAGUAAUAAGAUGUAUAAAUGGUAUAAUCAGUUCGUCAAAGGUUUUGGUGCUUAUGGUCGUUGAUUUGUCACAUAUAAAACAUUAAAUAAAACCUUAUUACAGUACA
Molecule: messenger RNA, 2539 nt
Organism: Electrophorus electricus (electric eel)
Lineage: Eukaryota; Metazoa; Chordata; Actinopteri; Gymnotiformes; Gymnotidae
Gene: abce1
Product: ATP-binding cassette, sub-family E (OABP), member 1
Molecular function (GO): ATP hydrolysis activity; ATP binding
Source: RefSeq, a predicted model, not a curated record